AGUAUGGAACACUCUGUUACAUGCUAUACUCCCAUGCCUCCAGGCAGUUAAAUCAGGUAGGUGCAAUUUUUUAAUAGUUUAUUGUGUGAUAUUCAAACCGGCAAUACUAGUAAGUCGAUUUUUAAUUUCAUUAGGUAAUACCGGUGUUGAUAAGACUGUUGUCGACGUACGUGUAAGAAGUUUUGGUUUCAUAAAGUCUCGCCGUUAUACUGUGGACGGUGGACUCAGAUUUUCGAAUGUCACAAGCAUGUAACAGCCUUAUUCCAAAACCUUCUCUACCUUUUUGUGUCUGGUAUUACAAAACGAACUUUUAAUGGUGAAUGUUGGAAGUGGUAUCGAUGCUGUAACAAACCGAAAGGAUAGCUUCUUCUGGAUUCUACUCUUUGUUUUUCUUUUGUUUUUGGAUUUUGUUUUUGUUUUUUUAUGAUAAGUUUGAUAAAGACGAGAUGACCUCCGACAACCGUGCGUCGUUGCUUAAGCGACGUGAUGAAAUGUUGCUAUUAUCUGAGAGCUGCUUCACGUCUGCGCUCGGCAUCGAGGACGGCGAACCCUGGCUCCAUCACUACAUCUUAGGAAAGAUCACAGAAAAACUAAACAAACCUCCAAGUGUUUAUCUGGAACACUAUCAAAAGGCGAGAAACUUUUGAACGAUAUUUCUCUAUUUACACUAACCGGUCUUGUUUGAAAGGCAGCUGAUCCCAGUUUUUCAACGGGCGGAUAACGCUAUCCAACGGAUAAAUCGCUAUCCAGUUGAUAAGUGUUACCAUAACGUAUUGCACUAAGCAUCAGGUAGAGAUUUAUCCUGGGGAUGGCAUUAUCCACCCUUCCAACAAUUGUGGCCUGGUUGCUUGCUCUCUUCUACUUGAGGCUAACAACCAACUUCUUCAAAGAUACAAAAUCAGACACUGGUGUCCGAUUCUAGGCACCAGUGUCCGAUUUAAGUCACUAGCGUUAGAUUUUAGACACUUUUUCUCAUUGUAGACGCUAGUCUCUGAUUUGAGACCUUAGUGUCUGAUUUUAGACACUUUUUUUCUCAUUGUAGACGCUAGUAUCUGAUUUGAGACCUUAGUGUCUGGUUUUAGACACUUUUUCUCAUUGUAGACGCUAGUGUCCGAUUUGAGACCUUAGUGUCUGGUUUUAGACACUUUUUCUUAUUGUAGACAUUAGUGUCUGAUUUUAGACCUUAGUGUCCGGUUUUAGACACUUUUUCUUAUUGUAGACGUUAGUGUCUGAUUUGAGACCUUAGUGUCCGGUUUUAGACACUUUUUCUUAUUGUAGACGCUAGUGUCUGAUUUGAGACCUUAGUGUCUGGUUUUAGACACUUUUUCUUAUUGUAGACGCUAGUGUCUGAUUUGAGACCUUAGUGUCCGGUUUUAGACACUUUUUCUUAUUGUAGACGCUAGUGUCUGAUUUGAGACCUUAGUGUCUGGUUUUAGACACUUUUUCUCAUUGUAGACGCUAGUGUCUGAUUUUAUACACUAGGGUUCGAUUUUAGAACAAGUGUCUGGCUUUUGGACUCUAGUGUCCAAUUUUGAACACUUUCGUCCAAUUUAUUGUAUUUUCGAUUACCAUAACUAAGCCCGUUAAUAAUCUCAUUCGUGAUUCUCCCUUUUGAUGCGAUACAAUUUCAUGUAAAUUAUGUAAGAGAAUGUUGUGACAUAUCAAGAUAAAUGGCUUCAAUCAACUUUGCGAUAUGUGGUCAGUUUGGAAAAAUUUGUGUCUCUGAUUUAAAACUUUUUAUUUCAUCCAUUUAGAGUGCGAAAUAUCUAGAUGACGACAUCACUAAUUAUCCAAAGAAAAUUAGCUAUUACACCCCACCAGAGCACAUCUUGGAAGCUUUGGAGGUAGGAAAUUUGCUGUUACUUAUUUGUAAUCCUGAAAAGGAAGCAACAGUGUUUAGUAUUUUUGUUCCGGGUAAAGUAAUUUCUUCUCGCAUUGUCUCCGUCGACAAAGGCCUGUAUCUGAGUAGAAACCAAUUCUCUCCCUGACAAUCUGCUGGGCCAGGGGAGAGGAGAGGGGAGGAGAGAGAGUGCUGCAAUUGUUUGACAUCAAGUAAGAUUAUCAAUGUCUUUAGAAACCGAACAAUGUAAUUUGUAUCAUGGGGGGAUUUUAACCAAGCCUAUAAUCCAUUCUCCUUCUAAAAUCUUGCAGAUUUAUUUCCGCAUCCAUGUGUCAGUUCUUAAACUUCUCUUUGACAAGUUCCCGGAUGUUGACGUUGGUGUCCUUGAAGAUCAUCUUCAGAGAGCGUCUAAGGGGCCCUUUUAUCACGCGGAGUUUGACACUGAUAUCGGACCGGGGAACGUCUACAGGACCGAGUCCACUACAUCAGGUUUGUGUCAUGCACCCGCCAAAUUUGAGACAAAGUUUUGGAAGGAAUUGUUUGAGCCUGGAAGCAUUGAAUGCGAGUAUCCUUUGGCAGUAAAAUUUGAAUUAGCGCUGCUCCUACUUCGAGAAAAUCGGUUUUGCACUUUGUGAUGAGAAAAAAGUCGUUUCUUUGAUGAAACGAGGCUCAGCGUGGAGCUAAAGGAUAACUUCCAAAAAUGCCUAAGGGCUCAGGAAACAUGGGGCAAUAACCUACUUGUCUCUGAACUCUUUUGUUGUCGUGUCGUAGAAUCUUUGUCAAGUAGCGUUUUCGAAGACACUAAGCAAAGCGAGCCAAAGUCCUCUGAGGCAAGUGGUGUAGCCAAUUCUGUAAUUUCUCCUGAGCCCCGACAAGGUGAAGACUUCAAUCCGCCUCAAGCAGAGAGUAACAUUGCAGAAGAACAUAAAAUCGCCACCCGGGAGGUUUCCGCCGCGGAAGCCCCUACAGUCUCAACAAACAAAGUUGAGGCAGGUUCGCAAAGUGAACAAUCCUUGGACCCGACGCCGAUGGAAGUUGACUUGAGUAAUGAACCGAGCAGGUUUACACCUGCAGAGGAGACCACGGAUAGUUCCCAGACCCCUUUAGAAGUUAGUUCUAAUGAGCAGCGCGAGGGUUUGGAAACAAAACAAGCUUUUCAAGCCUCGGAAAAAAAUGAUUCUAAGCAUGCUGAUCAAUGUACCAAGGGUGAGGAAGAAAUGGAAAGUUCCAAAGAUACCGAGCUAUCUUUAGCUGGCUCAGAUGUAAUUGGUGAUGGGAAAACUGUUGAAGAGUUAAAUGCGGAGGAAGGUGUAGGGGAAACGGGUAUGGAAGUUGAGCAUGCCGGGGAACAGGAAUCGGUCACGUGCUUGGAAAACAAACUCAAGGAUGAAGAAGAAAAUGUUAAGAGUCUCGAUAAACUGGAGGAAAGCUCUGCUGACCAGGAAACUCAAGAAGCAGUUGAGUCCACUCUAAAUUUCGAAGAUACAGAAAUCAAAACGGAUAAAGAGAUUAUGUCGAAUGAAGACACUGAGGUCAACAGUAAACCAGAAAAGAUGGAGACUGAGGAUAUUCCUACUCAUGGUACAGAAAAUGUUGAAAUGACGGAAAAUACCAGUGCAAUUUUAUCAACAUCGCCUGAUGAAACAGUGACAGAGACGCCUCCUGCUGUCUCUGUGACACCGACUACUGACCCCGCUGGAGUUUCCGCUUCUAGCGUGACACCGAUGGAGAACACGAAGCCGCCAUUGACAGAGGAACAGCAGGCAAAGAAGAGAGAACUCAUGGAUCUCUGUAUUCGUGCUCUUGAGUAUUGUCUUCGGCGGUUUUCUCAGCAUCACAAGUCGCGCUAUCGCCUGGCUUAUGUUUACUACUACUCUUCUGAGCAUAAGGUAACGCAAUCUUUUGUCUUGUUGUCUCUUCGAAAUUCGCACUGUUGGCUGGCGUAGGUUUUACGAGUCUUCCUUGAACAUAAAAAAGACGCAAUAAUUUCUGGUUUUUUGAUCAUUACAUUGCAUUAAAGUAGUCAUUGUGUUCCUGGUAGGAAACCAGUGUCUGUCGUGAUUUACUGUUAGGCAGCAAUACAAGACAGUGCAAGACGUUUCCCUUCCCGCCUCAAGGACUUUUCAACGAGAAAAGCAAAACAAACUUGUUCUCGGUAAGGAGUUUGAGUUGCUUACAGUAAUCUUUAUGGUACUGAUUUAUUCUUUUGUCACUUUCUGUCCGGUAAUUUAACGAAAACAUUAAAUCAAGUGAGGCUGCUGAAAAUUUUUAGUGGAGGGUUUUCCUGUAAAAGACACUAAUUUCUGCUUUCAAAAGGAUCGUAAACUAUUUGUGUUUGAUUUUUAAUUAUUUCUUUACUUUUGAAAACUGCAGAAACGAAGUCAUAGUCGUAUACAUGUCAUCCCUGUCUUAAAAGUUUUGAGCAUCCCCUCUACAAAAUAAUCCCAUAAACGCUUGCGCGGUGACUCUCGUUCCCAGACUUUCAUUCUUUUCCAAAGUGAGCUCACACGACAGGUAAAAUAUAUUAAAGACUGGUUUUUUGUUUGUUUUUUUUCUAACAGGCCUUUUGGAGAAUUCCAGAAGAAGAUAUAGACAGGUAUUGAAAUAGGUCACCGUUUAAAAUAUGAUAAUAAUGUGAUAACGUCUAAGAUGUUUGAUUCGAAUGACGCUUUUUAACGUUCAAUUAUUUAGUCAUUUAUUUAUUUUUCUACACAUUCUUUGUCUCAGUGGUGUCGGUUCGGAGACCCAUCUCUUUGACCCCUGUUUGAAUCUUUUGGUCUCCUGGAUGUUAUUUCUUUUCAUUCUAACCAAUGAUAUUUCACUGCAGGCCGGGAUGUUUUUGCACACACACCUAUAAGUCAGUAGCUUUGAUGCUGGAAGUUCUCCGCGAGUUAAACGAGUGGGACACGUUGUUACUCAUUCAGGCUCUUCUUUAUCGAACACCGGAGGCGGGCAAGUAAGUCGCGGAAACUGUUGAUAAAUGCUCGCAUCUAAAAUUUUUGGUUGGAAAUUUCGUAUUAGAAGCUACCUGAAGGUUUCCUGUGGAUGGUGUUUUUCAGCCUGACUAACCUCAGCAUCGUUUCUCUUUUAAUUUUGGUCAGGAAAUACUUGAGGGACAAUGAAAGGAACUAUUUGGCCAGGAAGGUGAUAAAUAUUCCAGUUCAUUCCAAUGGAUUUAAGAUGUCCUAUGCAUUCGUUUCGUAUCUUUGGGUAGAAUAUUCAUAUCUUAAGUUUGCUUUGCAGGCAUUUGAGUAUUCUCUGGAAAUAAUGAAAGUGAGAGUUUCCAAGCAGGACCCUAAGGUAUGACGUGGGAAAUGAGAACACGUACCGUGAUUAGGGUUUCUAAAAAUAACUCAAAACGAAUUACCUUAAAAGUGAGGCCGAUACAGGUCUCUGACCUCAUUCUCUCCUGUGCACUAUAUUUCAUAUUGUUGACAGAGAACUUUUAGAGGGUCGCUAUUGUUGUAAAAGCUUCCUCAAGGAGGCAGAGGAGACAAAUUUUAAAGGAAUCUCCAUCCCCAAUUCGCUUUCAAUAAGUGAGUUUGUUUGUUACUUUUCACCGGUCAGAACGUCAGAAAAGAACUUCCCGGCACUUAUGUCAUUUGUGCUUUUGCCCUUUUUUCCGGAGGAGUACGAAGACGAUGUGCCUCGCUCGAUACUUUUGGAAAUUUUUAUUCAGUUCUAUCUCAGAAAUUUGCAUCCACAUCAUCACAUCAUGUCCCUCUAUUUUGAGUUUGUUGUGUAAAGAAACAGAGAAACUGGAUUCAGUAUAAUCCCAGCUUAGACUACUUAAAAUUGGAAGAAGUUCAUUGUGUUAAAACCCGGCUCUUUUUGUAAGGAAAUGCUGGUUUCAGCUAAUUUAUUUCUUUGUUAUUUCUGGCUACGAAGGUUGAGGUCUCGUUACUUUCCCAACUGGUUAUGGAUGCAUACGAGUGCUGGAAAACUGGACAAAGAUACGAGGCCCAUGUCAAGGUACGAAGUUACCAGUUUCUUAAAAGACUGUUGUGAUAAGUCAGUGGGCAAGUUGAACACCUAGUUGGUUUUUAGCUAUAAUUUGAUAAAGAUAGGUGAAACGCUGUAGCUUAUUUUCAUAAGCUGAAGUCUGUAGUGCUAGCCCUUCGUUGGAACAAACGCCAAUGCAGUCAGUAUUUUUGACCUAGGUUAACCAUUCUUGCGGCUCUUUUCUUCACUAUUCUUGCGUACGUUGGCAUCAAAUUGUCUCAGUUGAUUUGUAUUGUUUGCUUUACCCAGGCGACAGAGGGUUUACUGACACAGGCCUUUGAGAUGUUCACGGCUUCCCAGGUGAGUUUCUUCUGACUCCGCGUUACUCUGUCAACGUCUAUGUUUCCAAGAGUGAUCAGUAUCCAUAUUCCUUUUACAAUUUCAACAUGUUAUUGAUAUGAUGAUUAAUGAGAAUUAAGAAAAUUAUCAAUAGUGUGAAACUUUUGGGUACAUGCGUAAUUUUCGGGAUCCGCCAACAGAGUACUUUAUGGCCGGUCGUCAGGAAAGAGAAUCAGCUUACAGUUCAUAAAGUGAAAACGUCAACAAGUCACAUCCAUCCUUUGUAAAUUAUAUCGACCUCUCCUCCCUUCCACUGCCUAUGUCUCUCAUAAGUCUCAGAUGUUUGCUCUUGUCCGUGCAGACUGUUCGUAGUCUAUGUUUUUACAAAAUCAGGGAUUGCUAUUCGAGCUUAGAAGAUAAUCUAGUUGCGAUUAAUCUAAGGAGAACAUUUUCCCUAUUAUAAUACUUAAGUUAUUAUCAGGGUAACUGCAUUUUCUCAUAGUUUCGUCUUCAGAAACAUCAAAACUUCGCGCGGUAGCCAUUUUGAGAAUUGGCGCUUCUCCUUCCGCGGGUUGAGUGUAACGAAAUAUGACAUAAUCCUAGACUAAUAAGAGCAUGCGCAUCUCUUGACUUAAGAAAUUCGGUAGCCAUUUUGAGAAUUAGUGCUUCUCCUUCCAUGGAUUGAGUGUAACGAAAUAUGACAUAAUCCUAGACAAAUAAGAGCAUGCGCUUCUCUUGACUUGAGAAAUUCAACUAUCUCGUUAGAUAGUCCGAAGUGUGUAGCACCUUUGCUACAAUUUUUAGCCCGCGUGGCAGGUGCGGGCAAGAACUCAAGUAACACACGUGAAAGAGCGCACACACGCGUGGGACGAAGAAGUCGCGCGCGUGUGACUCCUUGCUUGCGCGUGCCGAUCUAAAUCACACACCCCUGGUUAAUUUGAGUACCUCCCACGCAGGUUACUAUUUUAAAAUUGAUGCACGAAUUUUCUUGACCACAGUCGGCUUCAGGAGAGUCGCUUAAACUUGGUCAGGACACACCAGCAGACUCCCCAACGUCUCUGUUGGAUCAGGCUUUGAAGUACUGUCAACAGCUCGUCAAGCCACAGGUAAUCUUGCACGUCAUGUCUUCCCUUAAACGGCGUAAAACUGAUAAGUUGUAAUGUCCAAGUUUCACCGACAUUACCACGAUUCUCCAGUUUUCCUCCCCCCCCCCACUCUCACAGUGCCAUUCUCCACUAUUGAGCAUACUGUAAACAGGUAACGGCAAGUUGCCAUGGGAACCAAACAAGUUCCAGCAACAGGCCUAAAAAACAAACUGCUCAUUUAACAUAGCACCCUCUUAAUUUGGAAUAUCUUUUUUACCAGACUUCCUCGGCCAAUACGUCAGUUUCACAUCAAACAAAAGGAUCUUCGGGAACCGACACAGGUAACGAUCAAACUUCGGGUUCCGACACCGAUGUUGUCUCAACUGCUUUAGAGCAGACCUUUUCACCUCCGAUACCACAUCAAAAAGAAAAUAAUACUUCAGUAACUUCACCAGUAGGAGAUCCUAUUCAAGCCUCCGAAACUGUCGUGCCAGACUUGCAAGCAGAUGUUGCUCUCGAGGGAAAAACGACAGAUAAUACACUGACUCGUUCCGAAGAUGUUCCGAUGAUAGCCGACCUGAUACCAUCGUCUGAAGCUCCGAUCACGGAGGGCGUGCAACGAGACUCUGAUAGCGUAACUCUUGAGGGUGAAAAUGAAAAAAAUAGAGAUACAAUUGAGAAAAAUUCAAACUCUGCCACUGCGGAUAGUAUUUCACUACGGGAGAUUAACGCUAGCGCAUCAGACGACCCCCGGAUUACUAGUUUGCCCGCGCAAGCUGGCACACCUGCAGCACCCGUUAAUCCGGGAGGUACUGAUAUCACUGAAGUUACUGAUGUUCCAUCAAGCACUUAG
Molecule: messenger RNA, 8059 nt
Organism: Pocillopora meandrina
Lineage: Eukaryota; Metazoa; Cnidaria; Anthozoa; Scleractinia; Pocilloporidae
Source: the annotation of a GenBank genome assembly